GAUACGGUCAGUGUUAUAUCUGCAUCAGUCACACACAAGUCAGCCGAAGGUAUCAAGUGGCGAUUUUUGCAAAAUACACAGACGGCAGAAGUGACAAAGAUAAUGGACUACUGGAGUGCCUUGGAGGUGUACGGCGAAAUGCUGAAGCUGUACCUGGAACAAGGUCGACUGCUUGUCAACUCCAGCUGUAAGGGUCUGGAGCCAUGGCAGAUUAUCACAGCCACAGUACUGUCCACCCUGGUGCUACUGUGGAUCAAAGGGCUGCUAUUUCAGCAGGAGAGCUUGAAGUCAAGAAUAAAGAAGCAGUGCUUUCGAAUGAUAAGGAAAAUCCCAUUCGUUGGCGCUACAAUCCAAACACAGCUGAACAAGGCCCUGGAUGACAUGUCUGUCAGCCUCUGCACACUGAAAGACGGAAUGAGCUACAUCAGAUCACUGCCUGCGCAGGGUCUCUCUCAAACAGAGGUCCUGGAAUGCAUAAAAGAGUACGACACGUUAGGUGAUGCCCAUUGGGAGAAAGGCAGGGUGUCGGGUGCUGUAUAUAGCGGAGACCGAAAGCUCACAAAUCUCCUGGUGAAGGUGUAUGGUGACUUUGCUUGGAGUAACCCCCUGCACCCGGAUAUUUUCCCUGGUGUUCGAAAGAUGGAGGCAGAGGUGGUGCGGAUGACCUGCUCCCUUUUCCACGGUGGCCCUCGCUCCUGCGGAACAGUUACAUCCGGAGGAACGGAGAGUAUCCUGAUGGCUUGUAAGGCAUACAGAGAUAUGGCAUAUGAGCGAGGAAUCAAACACCCUGAGAUCCUUGCCCCUGUGAGUGUCCAUGCCGCCUUUGACAAAGCAGCACACUACUUUGGGAUGAGACUCGUUCACAUACCCUUGGACAAGAAAACCAUGAAAGUGGAUGUUAAGGCCAUGAAGAGGGCAAUCUCCAAGAACACCGCCAUGCUUGUGUGCUCCGCCCCUCAGUUCCCACACGGAGUCAUAGACCCCAUCCAGGAAGUAGCUCAGCUGGCUGUGAAGUACAACAUUCCCUUCCAUGUAGAUGCCUGCCUGGGCGGAUUCCUCAUUGUGUUUAUGGCCAAGGCUGGUUACCCGCUGGCACCCUUUGACUUCCAGGUCAAAGGUGUGACCAGCAUCUCAGCAGACACACACAAGUAUGGCUAUGCCCCUAAAGGCUCUUCGGUGAUCCUGUACAGUGACCAGAAGUACCGGCACUACCAGUACUUUGUAGCCCCAGACUGGCAGGGGGGCAUCUAUGCCUCACCGUCCGUGGCGGGGUCUCGCCCCGGGGGCAUCAUCGCAGCGUGCUGGGCCACCAUGAUGCACAUGGGGGAGGACGGCUACGUUGAGGCCACCAAGAAGAUCAUCCAGACAGCCCGGCUCAUCGAGGCAGGGUGUCGUAAAGUGGAUGGGCUGUUUGUGUUUGGACAGCCUGAAGUCUCUGUUGUGGCGAUGGGCUCUGAGGUCUUUGACAUCUUCAGGUUAUCCAAUGCUCUCACUGCCAAGGGCUGGAACCUGAACACACUACAGUUUCCUUCCAGCAUCCACAUCUGCGUGACAUUACUGCACACACAGCCAGGGGUGGCAGAGCAGUUCGUCAGCGAUGUCAGAGAACAGGUGGCUAUCAUCAUGAGGAAUCCAAAGGAGAAAACCACUGGCAUGGGAGCAAUCUAUGGCAUGGCUCAAUCCAUCCCUGACCGCUCCAUGGUGACUGAGAUUUCACACGGAUUUCUGGACUGCCUCUACAGCACUGAAGCUCCCUCUGUGGAGAAGAACCACAUGAAUGGCACCUCCAAACCCCACUGAGGCUGUGGCAGGCUGCUGUCUCUAAGCAGCGGCCCCCGGGAGACGGCCACGCCCCAGGGAUAGGGGAGUGUACUUCCAGUGUUUGUUCGUUUGUUGCCUUAUCCUGUCCUUUUUUAAUCUAGUCACCCCUUUUCUUAUAUCUGUCGAAAGCACAAAUCUCUGUCUGGUGUCUGGUGAAGGCAAGUGUCUGGGGGAAAAAAAGGAUUCAAGUUUGACAAAGCUAAGAAACAAGCCUGCCUCAAACAAGGCAAAAGGGAUUUUGGUUCGGUCUGUUUGAUAUGACUUGUUUUUACACGUUUGGUGAUUAAUGAUAUUGGGUGAACACAUACUUGGUCCUCUGCAAUGACACAACCUGUGGAACUUGAAUUACAGCCUUGCAAUUAGUUCAUUCAUAUCCAUUCUGACUUGAACAAGUGUACUCAGAACAGACAAAAACGGGAAAUUGCUAAAGCAUUUUAGAUUGAGAUGUACAACUGCUUAAUUGAAAUCAUCCUAACCUGAAGAUGAUCGAGUAAAAUGAUAUGGAAAGUGGCCACUAGUCCUAAGUACUUACUAGUCUCAGUACUUACCACAGCAUCCACUUGUACUGUAGCUAACAGGACCUACCAAACAUUGCAUGAAACGUUUGGUCUCUGUCCACAUUCCUAUUUCUCUAUUAUGCCUUAUAAGCCGAAAAAAUGCUUUUUCACAAUCACACUAACAGCCUAGAAUCCUGAUGACCUCCAUUUUUUACGUAAAUCAUUUGGCAACAGAACUACCAAACAGAACAAAUGAUCAUUCCACCUGUGGUAAGAGGGGAGAUUGAUGAUGAGGUAGAACUACGUUUCAGUAUAGCCAAAUAACAAACCGAACCAAAACCUCCACAUUCUACUGCCCCCUACUGCAAGUAAAAAGCACUUUAAACCAGGUACCCAGUAAAUGCAUCAAUUCUUGAAGAGCCUGAAUUACAGGAAAAUUAAUGCUAAUGUCACCCUAGUAGUUCAAUAUACUGUAUUUAUGAAAGAAAUUCUGACAUGAAUAUUGAAAAUUGUAACAAUGUAAAUUUUAGCUUUAGUGGGGUUCUAUGCAUAAUGACCCAAAAUGUGAUGGACAAAGGGAUCGUUGAAUUUAAGUAAGAAUAUUACGGUUAAACAAUCUGAAGGAGUUG
Molecule: messenger RNA, 2947 nt
Organism: Megalops cyprinoides (Indo-Pacific tarpon)
Lineage: Eukaryota; Metazoa; Chordata; Actinopteri; Elopiformes; Megalopidae
Gene: sgpl1
Product: sphingosine-1-phosphate lyase 1
Exons: 14
Coding region: 103-1800 (565 amino acids)
Biological process (GO): carboxylic acid metabolic process; sphingolipid catabolic process
Cellular component (GO): endoplasmic reticulum
Molecular function (GO): sphinganine-1-phosphate aldolase activity; pyridoxal phosphate binding
Source: RefSeq, a predicted model, not a curated record